AAUGGCGGGGCCAUUUUUAUCUGAACCUGUUUUAUUCAGCAGAGAGGGCGUCAAGUAAUCAGACAGAGCUACGAGGACUGGACCUUCUCCGAAGGAAGACUGACAAACGUCCAUUUUGAAUGUUCUAUCGAAAAUAUAUUUUUAUUCGAACGCGUUUUAAUACCAUCCCAGUUCGAAAUUUAACUAAAAUAAAAUUUGUGACAUUUCACCGUAAAAUUGCACAAGGAGGCUCACGUCGUGGCGGUUCUUAGUUUCCCAGAGCCGGGUGUGAUUGGUUUUAUUGCCACAAUAGGAUGCGUUUAUUGGCGUUAUUAGAAGUGAAUUCGGUGUUGUUUCUUGAAGGCGGGGCGCCAGGCCAGCUGGGUGGAGCCACUAAGAAUAAUGUCUUAUUAGGAAACGAUAAAAAACGACACACUGCUCAAACUCCACACAGAGUAACAGGAUCUUAACAUUGACGGACAGGAUAGCAGUCGAUCGGAUACCGAACUCUGUUCCUCCUGGUGAUCAGGCAAAAGACGCAGCAAUGGAGGUGAUAAUGAAGUCAAGUGGAGCCAACCUGAAGGUGGACUUAAAAACAACAAGAAAGCUCCUCAAACCGCAGGUGGAGAAGCGUCGGAGGGAGAGAAUGAACCGCAGUCUGGAGAGCCUGAGAGCGCUGCUGCUGCAGGGGUCCCAGCACCAGGCGCUGGCGAGUCGCAGAGUGGAGAAAGCAGAGGUGCUAGAGCACACGGUGCUCUUCCUGCAGAGCGCUGCCCACAGAGGGGCAGCUGAAGGCAGCCAGCAGCAGGACUUCCAGGACGGGUUCUCCACCUGCCUGCAGCGAGCAGCGCGCUUCCUGCGGGACAGCAGGGCGGGGCAGCAAGGGGAGGGGGCGCUGAGCGUCACCCUGUCCCGUCACCUGACGCACCUCGGCCCGCUCCCCAGAGCUCCCAUCAGCCCCCACUCUGCCCACAUGCAGCCCAAGGGGCAGAGCGCCCAGCUGGGGGGGCAGAAUUGGCACUGCAGCCAGCAGCAUGGAGCUGCCCUCAGGAACAGCCCCUCCCACCAGCUCAGAGCGGCCCUGGCACACAGACACCCCAACCUGCCCCAGCCCCCCCACAGAGAGGCUCUGUCAGCCCCCACAAACAGCCAGUCACCAUGGAGACCCUGGUCCUAAUACCAGCCUCAAGAUAGACACUGCCUUCCGAUUGGCUGGGACACUGAAGGAAAGAUUU
Molecule: messenger RNA, 1214 nt
Organism: Anguilla anguilla (European eel)
Lineage: Eukaryota; Metazoa; Chordata; Actinopteri; Anguilliformes; Anguillidae
Product: transcription factor HES-2-like
Exons: 3
Coding region: 524-1156 (210 amino acids)
Biological process (GO): anterior/posterior pattern specification; regulation of neurogenesis; regulation of transcription by RNA polymerase II
Cellular component (GO): nucleus
Molecular function (GO): DNA-binding transcription factor activity, RNA polymerase II-specific; RNA polymerase II cis-regulatory region sequence-specific DNA binding; protein dimerization activity
Source: RefSeq, a predicted model, not a curated record